Molecule: messenger RNA, 726 nt
Organism: Saprolegnia parasitica CBS 223.65
Lineage: Eukaryota; Oomycota; Saprolegniomycetes; Saprolegniales; Saprolegniaceae
Exons: 5
Coding region: 1-726 (241 amino acids)
Cellular component (GO): membrane
Source: RefSeq, a predicted model, not a curated record
AUGCAGAGCAAGGCCACGGAGGUCGUAAAGCCCGUCGCCGUCGGCGGCUUUGACCUCGCCGUGCUCCUCUCCACCAACGACAUUGAGCCGCGCGUCCAGCGCCACCUCGUACGCGUCUACGUGACGCUCGCAGCCGCGGUCGGCGCCGCCGCGGCCGGCGUCGUCUUCGACAUCGCGUGCGGUCUCGCCGGCUACACCACAGCUUUCCUCGUCUUUGUCCUCGUGCUCGCGCUCUACCUCUUGCCGAAAGCCAAGUUUGCACAGCGGCUGUGUGUGCUCUUGACACUCGCCACCUGCUGGGGCGCCAACCUUGGCGGGCUCGUGCAGCACGCCCUCGCCACGGACGCCUCGAUCGUCGCCAUGGCCUUUGUGGGCUCGACCAUCGUCUUUGGCUGCUUCACGCUGAGUGCGCUCCUCGAGCGCCGGCGCACCUACUUGUUUCUUGGUGCGUUUGCCGGGUCUGCAAUUCUUGGGCUUGUCCUCGUCGCGCUCGUCAACGUCUUUGUGCGCUCGGCCGCCAUGUACUCGCUCGAGCUCUACGGCGGCUUGCUUCUCUUUUGCUUUUACGUACUCUUUGAUACGCAGCUUAUUGUGGAAAAGGCCAGCAGCGGCGACGACGAUGUGGUGGGCCACGCGUUCGAGCUCUUCCUCGAUUUUCUCAACCUCUUUGUCCGCAUCCUCAUCAUCCUCCUCAAAAAACGGGCCGACGACGACAGCGUCGUCUAA